UUGUCCAGACAGAGGAACCACGAAAGAGGUAAGAGCAGAGGGAUCUGAGCAACUAGAGCAAGACAAAUUUAAACCCUUAGGAAGAUUUCUUCCCAUAUCCAGAGGUAACAAUCCUGUUCAAAUCAUCAACAUAAUCCAGUAAUAGUAACAUUGUUGUUGCUGGGGUUCUAAUUUUCAUCUGUGACCCUUACCAAAUAUUUAUUUUUUCUUUCUUCCCUGUCUAGGUCUAACCUACUUGGGAAAUGCUGAACCUGUAAAGACAUCAGGAGCUGGCAGCGCUGUGAACCUGAUCGAACAUGGAGCACUGGGACUCGCUGGGAUUUUUGAUUGUCACUCUCAACUAUAAUGUGACAAUUGUAGGAAAGAUCUGGCUAAUGUUGAUAAUUCUGCUACGAAUGGCAGUGGUCGUGUUAGCAGGCUAUCCACUCUACCAAGAUGAGCAGGAGCGCUUCAUCUGCAAUACCCUGCAACCUGGAUGCUCCAACGUUUGCUAUGACUUGUUCUCUCCCAUAUCUCACUUCAGAUUCUGGCUCAUUCAGACUGUGUCUAUCCUGCUACCUUAUGCUGCAUUCAGCAUUUAUGUCUUGCACAAGGUAGCUACGUACAUUGUAAGAAUGCACUGUUUGGUGUACAGAUGCAGAGGCAAUAAGGAUUCAUCCAGUCACAAAGAUGUGAAGAAACUUUGUAGAAGUGCUCUAGUCAAUAGGUUAGAUUGCGAUGCAGAGAACCUAAGCAUCCUCAGUUUUUCUGGAGCAUACACUGUUCAUCUCUUUUUUAGGACAUUAAUUGAGGCUGCCUUUGCAGCUGCUCAAUAUUACCUUUUUGGAUUUUUUGUUCCUGAUCGCUUUUCCUGCUACCAUUCACCUUGUACAAGCACAGUUGAUUGUUAUAUCUCCCGGCCCACUGAGAAGUCCAUCAUGAUGGUGUUCAUCUGGGGUGUCACCAGUUUGUCCUUUCUGCUCAGCCUUGCUGACCUUGUCUGUGCUCUCCAGAGAAUGACAGCAAGAACCCAAAAGAAUAAGAUGCUGGCAAACCUCCAUGCAGAGGAUGAGGGCGUUGUAAAUCUUCCCCCAGUACAGCAUGGCAGCCCAAAAUCCCCACCUCAAAAUCAAGACCAUCGAGCAUCAAAUGGCAGCCAGACCAGUGAUGGCUCCCACUCACUUCUCUCUGAAGAGGAAGAGGAGACUGUUCUUCAUCCUGAAGGGGUCUCUCAGCAAACUGCCAGCACUAGCCUUAACAGCAACAGCAACAAGCCCCGUAUGUCAGGAGAUCUUGAUGUUACGCAAGAUAAUAUUGAAGAACCAUUGUGUGCUGGUGACCAACAAGGAAGUACAUGCCAGCAGGUGAUACCCGGGCUCCAGCAAGGUUUCAUUAAAGAUACUACCCUGACUUUGAGACCUCAGAUCAAGUCUCACCUUGGAGUUUCCUCCUCUGUAGUUCAGAGCAAGCUUUUAGGAUACUACACUUCAGCUGAGCUAAAGAAUCCUGAUGCACAAUCAAAUUAUAGUAGUACUAGUUGCUUGAGAUCAAAAAAGUCAGAAUGGGUAUAAAAUCUUGAGAGACCACUACACAAUGAUCCUGGCAGGACACAUCACUGUGGCCCUGAGGAAGUUUUGGGUAGUUUCAGCUGGAUCCCUUUGCUGAAGUUCUGCUGCAGAGGCAUGCUGCUUUGCAGUGUUUGGCUAACUGAAGGAAAAGGAGAAGCAGACCUCCACUGCAGAGGAAGCAAAACGACAGAUAAGAAUUUGAACGAUAUUACAUUAAUGGAACUGCUUUUUAGAAAAUGUAACAACUUUAUCCUUUUCUGGGUGUAAGUGACUCUAAAAAGCUGUGGACUGUCACUGAUGUGACUGACCUGUUUUGCCAGGAGUACAUGUGUAUACUUGUUUGCUCUAACCUAGUUUUAUUGCAAAAGAUUGAACUUAAGAAAGGUGUGACUUUUAAACACAGUUGUACAUUAUCUGUCAGAAGGUUAAUUUAUCUCCUCAUAUUAAACUCUCUAAGCCCACUGUAAGAAAGAAUAUUCAGGCAAGAGUAGAUGGUGAAAAAUAGAAAUAAAUGUUUUGUAGCAAAGUGUUAAUGUGUAAAGAAAGUGUGGAGCUUAUGGAUCUUUUGGAACUGAAGAGUACAUCUCCACUACUUAGUGUUUUGGGUUUACGUGGCAAGGUUUUGGUAGCAGGGGGCCUGCAGGGACGGCCUGUGUGAGAAGAAUCCAGCAGCUGCCCCAUGUUAGGUAAGGGCCAGUUUCAGCCGGCUCCAAAGGAACCUGACCCUGGCCACAGCCAAGCCAAUAAGCGGUGUUGUUUGAGCCUCUGUGAGAGCAGAUUUUUAGAAUGGGAAAAAGCUACUGCACAACAGCAGCUGGGAGAGUGAGGAGUGAGAACCAGCCCUGCAGCCCCCAAGGUCA
This is a messenger RNA of Oxyura jamaicensis (ruddy duck), 2407 nucleotides long. It is a transcript of the gene GJD4, whose product is annotated as gap junction protein delta 4. The transcript is spliced from 2 exons. The coding region runs from base 297 to 1550 and encodes 417 amino acids. NCBI's taxonomy places the organism in Eukaryota, Metazoa, Chordata, Aves, Anseriformes, Anatidae. Gene Ontology annotation, biological process: cell communication. The record is from RefSeq and is a predicted model, not a curated record. Gene Ontology annotation, cellular component: connexin complex.